AUGUCGUCUCUUAGUGCCUCCUUCGUGCAAAUCAAGUUUGAUGACAUCCACUUCUACGAGAACUGCGGCGGCGGCAGCUUCGGGAGCGUGUACCGAGCCAGGUGGAUCUCUCAGGACAAAGAAGUGGCGGUGAAAAAGCUACUCAAGAUCGAAAAUGAGGCUGAAAUCCUCAGUGUACUCAGCCAUCGCAACAUCAUUCAGUUCUAUGGGGCGAUCCUUGAAGCACCCAACUAUGGAAUCGUCACUGAAUAUGCCGGUGGAGGGUCCCUGUAUGACUAUCUGUCCAGUGCGGAGAGUGAGGAGAUGGACUUGGGACAGGUCAUGACUUGGGCCAUGGAGAUUGCCAAAGGCAUGCACUAUUUACACUCAGAGGCCCCGGUCAAGGUUAUCCACAGGGAUCUGAAGUCCAGGAAUGUGGUUGUGACGGCAGACAAAGUUCUUAAGAUCUGUGAUUUUGGGGCAUCCCGGUUCCACUCCCACACCACACACAUGUCCCUGGUAGGCACGUUCCCCUGGAUGGCCCCGGAAGUCAUCCAGAGCCUGCCCGUGUCUGAGACCUGUGACACCUACUCCUACGGUGUGGUUCUGUGGGAGAUGCUCACCCGGGAGAUUCCCUUUAAAGGCCUGGAGGGCUUACAAGUCGCCUGGCUGGUGGUGGAGAAGAGUGAGAGAUUAACCAUUCCCAGUAGCUGCCCAACUAGUUUUGCUGAGCUGAUGAGGAAGUGUUGGGUGACUGAGCCAAAGGAAAGACCAAUGUUCAAACAUAUCCUUACAACCCUGGAGUCCAUGUCCAAUGACAGCAAGCUUCCUGAACAGUGCAACUCCUUCCUACACAACAAGGCUGAAUGGAGCUGUGAGAUUGAGGCCACACUGGAGAGACUGAAGAAGUUGGAGCGGGAUCUGAGCAGCAAAGAGCAGGAACUGAAGGAGAGAGAACGUCGCCUGAAGAUGUGGGAGCGCAAGCUCAUUGAGCAGUCCAACACCCCGCUGUUCCUACCUGUGGCGGCUCAGAUUAGCGCUGAGUCGUUCUAUGAGUCUAAGACGGAGGAGUCGAACAGUUCGGAGAUGACGUGUCAGAUCACAUCCUCCAGUAACGGGGAGGUGGAGGGGAUGAGUCUGCAGGCCAUGAUGAAGGGCUUUGGGGACAUGUUUGCCUUGGACAUGGGGGGCCCCGUCCUGCACUCUGGCAUGCAGGUCAACAUGCAGGCCAAGCAGAACUCUUCCAAGUCCAGCAGUGUCAGAGAGGGCCGCAAAAUCAACAUGGCCUUGGGGACGUCAAACUUCAACUGGUCAGACGACAGUGACUAGAGCGAACUGAUUGGUCCAGCUAUGUAUGGGCCACUCAGUAGCAUCUGUCAAUCAAUCCUUUUGACCUGUGUCAAAACUGUGGUCAUGCGGCAAGCUCCCAUGCAUAUUCCUUCUCACAUCACUGGUGUUAUGGACACAAGCUACAUUAGAUAAUUCAUUACUAAUAGUUUUUGUAACGAUCCAUUUUCUUUUGCAUACAUUCUUUUUCAAACGCUGUAUGAACAUAAUGUAUUAGAAACCUUUCGCCUACGUGGCCCUUACGGAUGUCAUUUAUGCCUAAUGUACUGGAUGUAUAGUGCCAUGCUGUGAAGAAAGAGCCAUGUGAGCAAGUUGCAAGGAGGAGGCAAGGCUUUUAUGAUGAAGUGACAUUUUGCUGACAUUAAGAGUGGCCAAUUUGUUCUGUAUGUGGUGGAGCGUAGUUUCUGUGAUUAAGUGUCUCACCAGGAUGAGAAAGAACAUGUUUCCCUCAGCUGACCCAGACUGGUGUCAGCAGGAGAGAGAGAGAAAGUUUCCUGUGCCUUUUUCUGCAUACACUGUCAGGAAUCUUUGGAUUUCAGGCCCCCAUACUAUGGCUUAGUGGUGUAAAGUGCACUGUAGGUGUUUGUGUCUAUCUAUGAGGGCCCCAGUAAAGUCUUGGUUCAUGUGCUUUGUUGAAAGAAGCAUGUUACAGAUACAUAUAAUCAAGAUGUUUAUGAGGUGUGCCAUAGACCUUAGACUUCCACACCUUGACAGGACUAAGUUCUCACAGACAAGGGCAACUGUAUACGACCUUCAUUCACUUAAUUCAGUGGUAAAAGCACUACCGUGUGCUGGAAUCAUUUCAUUAAAUCAAAUGAUAUAUUAAGUAAAAAACAGUAUUUCAUUGGAGAGAGGAUGUGAAAUACUGUUUAGAGGGCUUCUCUAAGCUAAAGAUGAUCUACCAGCUAAAUAUGUUUGCAUCUGCACCAACAGUUUUGACCACAGGCCAACGUGUGUUUAACAACCCCCAAAGUGAGCCUAUUAAAGCUCACCUAACGAGUGUCAUCACUAAAUGCCCUGUAAAUUCUGCUAGGAGCUCUUCUCUUCUAAACAUAGCCAAUAUGAAGGAUCUUUCUGUUUGACUCCCAAGAGCUUGCGCCUAGGCCCUGCAGCUUGGACUUCUUUCUACGUAGUUGAUGUAUGUUUUUUAUAUACUGUUGUGUAGUUAUUAAACCUAGUCUGAAACACAUCCAUUAACAGACUAUAACCAACCGAUACACUACCUUGUGUGAAAGUCAACCACUUUGUAAGGUUUUUUCUAGACAUCUAAUGCCCAGAGUUGCAAUAUGAUCUAUGCAAACUACAUCACCUUGGAUUAGUCAAAUUCCUUGGAUUAGUCAAAUCACUUGGAUUAGUCCAAUAGUGUCUCUUUAAUGGCGUGCCAUAACUCUAUCAGACCGAUCACUUUUUGAUGUGAACCCAUUUUGCUGCAAAAUUUCUCUACUGUUCCUUGUUUCUCAAUAAACAUUUUCUCAUUAAACAUUAAACUUCCUGCUUUGGUUCUUCACUCUUCCUGUUUUCUCAAAUUUCCUCUUGGUUUUCCCAGUUUUGUUUACCUUGAAUUCGGAAAGAGCCAUGUGAGCAAGUUGCAUUGAGGAGGCAAAGCUUUGAUGACGUGACAUUUCGCUGACACAAGAGUGGCCAAAAUCGAACAACUAAUUCAAUAAUGUUACAAUAAUGUCACAAAUCAAAGGUUUGUCAACCACAAAAUUCCAAAAGUGGCCAAAAAAAUAAGAGUGAAAAGAUUUAUGCCAGGAGAAGAUUAAGAAAAUGUGACUGGUAUUAGAAAUAUAACUUCAGAUGAAAAGUUUUUUUUAAAUUCUUUUUUUACAUGUAAGACCUGAAAUCAUUCUCGUAUUACAUUAAUUGAUUUGCAUUAGACCCAUGUUCACUGUAGUCCUCAACGAUUCAAACACACAUAUAAUCAAUGGCAGAAUUUCUAUCAUUAGCUAAUUAACAAGAAGUACAGGGCAAUACUCAUACUUGGUGCAGCACACCCAUUUGUAUUGUAUAUGUUACACUUGCUGAC
Salvelinus namaycush (lake trout) is the source of this 3355-nucleotide messenger RNA. RefSeq names its product mitogen-activated protein kinase kinase kinase 20-like. Gene Ontology annotation, molecular function: ATP binding; protein kinase activity; protein binding. Lineage: Eukaryota; Metazoa; Chordata; Actinopteri; Salmoniformes; Salmonidae. The coding region runs from base 1 to 1308 and encodes 435 amino acids. Gene Ontology annotation, biological process: protein phosphorylation. The transcript has 11 exons. Gene Ontology annotation, cellular component: cytoplasm. The record is from RefSeq and is a predicted model, not a curated record.